Molecule: messenger RNA, 2040 nt
Organism: Phodopus roborovskii (desert hamster)
Lineage: Eukaryota; Metazoa; Chordata; Mammalia; Rodentia; Cricetidae
Gene: Fam204a
Product: family with sequence similarity 204 member A
Source: RefSeq, a predicted model, not a curated record
AUGAGGAGGCGCGAUGUUGACGUUCUAAGAUGGCUGCUGGGCCGCCGCUUCCCGGCCGAAGAAAAGAUGUGGAGUGGGCUGUUACCUCCUGGAUUAAAUGAAAGCGAUGUUGAGUCAGAUCCUGAAGAUGAAGCCACACUAGAGAAUCCAGGACUUACAGAACGUAAUUCACAGGAAGAUGGAAAGACUGACAGCACUCAGUCAGAUUUCCCAGCAGGCAGUCCAAACCCUGAAGCUGAGGCUGAUGCAGAUGCAGAUGCAUAUGAAAAAUGUCCCUCUGGGAUUCCCCUGGACAUGUGGAAUAAAUUCCAAGAAUUGCAUAAAAAACACUCUGAACAGAAAAAUUCAGCAUCAAGAUUCAGACAGAAAAAGAGAAAACGCCACAGAAAAGGCAAAUUGAAGAAUGAAAAAGAAUCUCACAGUGAGCAGUCCUCAAGUGAAACCCAAUGGGAGGAGCUUACUCAGUAUUUUGGAGCCAAUGAUAGAUUUGAACCCCCUGUUAAGCAGAAAAAAGUUGAGAAGUCAGGCCUUGAAAAGAGGAUAGACCAAGCUGUGGAGGAAUGGGAUGUUGAGAAGGCUGAAGAGCUCAGCAACCAGCUAGCUACUCGAGAGCUUGGUGUAAAAAUUGCCAAAGCAAUUGCCUGCCACAAGUUCGUUAAAGCCAAAAAGGAGGCUGAAAACUCACAGGCUGCUCGAAAGAAGAAGAAACUGGCGUGGGGGUUUGAAGCAAAGAAGAGAUGGGAAACUAAAAGCAACAUGGGAUACAUGUAGCCUUACAGAGUUCUUCAGGACAUUUAUUGAUAGACUGCCAUGCUUCAUUUUCCAAAGAGUUUCCUGCCUAGGCAAAAAGUGUCAGAAAAUUGAUAAGGGUGGGAAAGAUAACCCUGAAACUUGGGGGCUGAUCACUAACUCUUCUCAGUCUUUUUCCUAAGAAGUUUGUGAAGUCAAUGAACAUUUUUAUAUUCGUGUGAAACUUUAAGCAUAUGUAUAAGAUAAAAGGAUAGGGUUUUAUUUAUUUGUAUAAGCCUGCAGUUUAAAAUCAAUUUUGUGUUUCAUCUGUUUGGUCUAUCAUAGCCUGUGAGGUCCUUGUACUUGCUUAUCUGUUCCUAGCAUGGCUGUACUUUUUCUAGAAUUGUGUUGUUCAGAUUGGCUUUUGUUUAUAAUGGAUUAGUCAUAAAUAGAAAAAUUCUCAAUUGUUACUGACUUUACAAAUGGCUUUAAUUACUUUAAUGCUAUAGAAAUAAUUAUUGAUUCUUUUUGGAGGCAGUAGAAUUAGUGGUUUGCUGUCGCAUAGUAAAAGCAAUUGAUUAAUUUUGGGUAAUGUUAAUGGAAAUAGUUACAGUAAAAAGUGGACAUAAUGUAUCUGGAGAAUGAUUCAAAUUGGGCUUUGCUUGAAAACAUCUUUCUAAAUAUCUCUCAACCAUGUCAUUGUUUAAAUUAUGAUUGUUUUCUGAAAAGGAAAUGGUCUGAUUGUGCUAAUAGAUAGUUAUAACUCAGGAUAUCAUAACUUUGGAUUGUCUAACAGCUCAUUUGUUUUUACCUCUUCCCCCACUACUUUUUAAAUAGAAUGAACUAAUACCUGGGAAGUCAUUGUCUUAGGUAUGUGUUUUACAGUCCUAAUGGGAAGAGGGUUUGAAAAGUCAUUUGAUAACUGGCAAGACUAAAUGUGGACACUAUGAAAAAUGAGUCAUGAUUAUAAUUACAUUAUUUUUAGACUUAGCAGUAACAGUUUUAUUAAUUUAUGGUGAUAUGUAAAUUUUUUAUAUAAAGAAUAAGUGAAUAAUUUGUUGCCAAGUGUCAUUGUCCAAGUGUUGCUAGGUGUUGCACACCUUUAAUACCAAUACUUGGAGGCCGAGGCAGGUGAAUCUUUGUGAGUUUGAGGCCAGCCUGGUCUCCAGAGUGAGUUCCAGGGCAGCCUGUCUCAAAACCCUGUCUCAAAAACAAACAAAUAAAACAAACAAAAAAGGAGUUAAAAUGUCAUUUAGUUGAGAAAAACCAUUGUACAAAGAAGCAAGAUCUAAGAGAUUGGAUAACCACUGA